AUGGAUCUAGCAGAAAUUGCAAAGAAACUGAAUCUCUCGGAAACCAAGCAUCUCAUUCGAAAAGCAGCGGAGCUCCGUCGUCUCUGCGAUGUUCACUUCGAUUCCUCCGUCAUCGGAGUCGGAGAGGUUUGUAAGGCUAUUAUCUGCUUAGAAAUCGCAGCCACCAGUUUUCAAGUGAUUUUCGAUAGGCAAGCUGCUAUAAGAUUGAGUGGAAUGUCUGAGAAUGCCUACAAUAGAUCCUUCAAUUCGUUGCAGAACACUCUCGGUGUCAAGACAAAGCUGGAUAUUAGAGAAUUGGGGAUUCAAUUCGGUUGCAUUAGGCUCAUUCCUUUGGUAAAAAAUGGUUUAUCACUGUACAAGGACCGGUUUGUUGCAUCACUGCCUGCUUCAAGGCGAGCAAGCGCUGACUUCACCAGACCUGUGUUCACCGCAGUUGCAUUUUACUUGUGUGCGAAAAAACACAAGCUCAAGGUAGACAGGCUUAAGUUGAUCAAAGUUAGUGGCACGUCGGAAUCUGAAUUCAAUUCUGUAUUUGCUUCCAUGAAGGAUCUCUGCUAUGAUGUUAUUGGGAUCUCAAAGGAAAAAAAAGAUCCUAGGGAGGUGAAGGGGAACCGAGAACUUCUGGAUGUGCUUCCUGAGAAAAGGAAAUUUGAUGAUGGUGGUUAUUCAUCUGAUGACGAAACAGAGGUUUCUAGUCACAAGAAGCACAAAAGAAUGGACAAAGCUGCUUAUGAGGAGUGGAAAUCCUGUGUGUUGUCAUCCAAUAAAAACAACAAGACAAAAGGUCCUUGCAAGCAGAGUGUGCAAACUUCCCUCGACUUUUUGAAAGGAUCUCCCGAGAAGGCAAAGCGGGAGGCAUUAUCAUAA
This is a messenger RNA of Dovyalis caffra, 867 nucleotides long. Lineage: Eukaryota; Viridiplantae; Streptophyta; Magnoliopsida; Malpighiales; Salicaceae. The record is from the annotation of a GenBank genome assembly.